AUGUACGAGUUCUUCUUCCUCAAUUUACUUGAUGAAGGAAGGGAAAAAAUACAUCGUGCUGGUGAGAGAGGGUGCGUGUUGGCAAAAUUUGUAGAUGCUAUGCUGAACUUAUCCUUUAGCGUUGAUGGUAGAGGAAUUGUUCACAACUACCAUGCUUUUACUCAUCAACAUGUUGAGGAGAUGUUUCAAAUCAUCACUAGUUGGGUUAUCUCGGGCAAUUGGGAUUACGAAAAACCUCCCAUGUUUCUAUUUGUGGCUGAAAGGAUAGAUCCUAAUGUGCCACAUGAUUGCUGGUGCUCCAACCUAGACCCUCCAAUGUUUGUAGUCUCCCAAGAUGGAUCAAGAUUACGGUGGAAAUGUGAUCGUUGUUUCUGGAAUUGUGCAGCUUGGGACUUCUGCGAUGCCAUACACUCGACUGCUCGUGCCUGA
Molecule: messenger RNA, 429 nt
Organism: Eruca vesicaria subsp. sativa (arugula)
Lineage: Eukaryota; Viridiplantae; Streptophyta; Magnoliopsida; Brassicales; Brassicaceae
Source: the annotation of a GenBank genome assembly